AGAAAUCACAUUCUCUAUGCUCAAGGCUUGAACGAAGUGCAACCCCGACCAUCCUUACGCCGUGGAUCAUUGCGAUGUGUUCUUGGCGGAGGGGAUUGACCUUGCUGUCAAUGCAUUUCCCAACAAAUGCGUCAGCUUAAUGAAAAAGUACGGAUAUGGGUUGUCGAAGGAAGAAUUGCAGUUAUCUCGCAAUGCCGGGGCACAAAGCGCUGUAGACAUCACCCUUGAAGGCAUAACUUGGUAGCUGUAGC
Saitoella complicata NRRL Y-17804 is the source of this 251-nucleotide messenger RNA. RefSeq lists its product as uncharacterized. The record is from RefSeq and is a predicted model, not a curated record. The transcript has a single exon. The annotation marks the transcript as partial. NCBI's taxonomy places the organism in Eukaryota, Fungi, Ascomycota, Saitoellomycetes, Saitoellales, Saitoellaceae.